UCAUCGACAUUCGUUCACAACUCCCACACAUAUAUGUCACCUAUCGUACAGACUGGAGCCAAAUGUAAACACUAGUAUAUAUCAACAUAUUUAGCCAAGAAACGCAGCCAAAGGAAAGGUCGGAGGAUGUGGGAGAAGUUGAUAAACUGCAUCAAGCUGGGUGCGGAAGCCGCCAAAAACGAGCGCUGCCAGAUGUCCAAUCUGGCGGAGAUGCUCAAGCAGGUGCCACCGGAUCAGUUGGUCCAGUAUCAUAUGUUUGCCAAAAAGCAGGAUGAGUACAAGGCACGCGUUCGAAAGUAUCCAGAAUCUCUACCAGAAAUCAACUGGGAGUACUAUGAACAAAAUGUUCGUGUUGAAAUGGUGGACUGGGUGAAGAGUUACAAAGUCAAGUACGAUAAGCUGCAUACCCUUUUUGAGAACCGCCACGCCAUGAUUGAUUCCUACCGAUAUUUCGAAGCUAUCGAUAAGCAAACUGAGGAGGUUACAAAGGACAUAGCCCAGUACAAGGCAAAGUCAAAUGAGCGGAUCGCGAAACUCCAGGAGGAGCUGGACUUCAUGAAGGCCAUGAAGCCAUACGAUCAAAUGACCAUGGAGGAGUUCUGUUGCGCCCGACCACAUUUGGCUCCAGAUUUCAUUAACAAACCGACCUUUUGGCCCCACACACCCGAAGAACAAACCCCCGGUCCAUCCGAUCCCGAGGCAGCGGCCGCUCUGCAUGAGGAUCCUCCAGAGCCGGAAAAGAAGGAGCCCCCACCACCGCCACCGCCGUCACCGGCACCUGCUCCAGCAGCUGUUGCGGUGGCUAAGAAACCAGGCUCUGAGAAGGACACCGGUUCGGAGAUGGCCGAAAAGGCUUCUGCCUUUGCCAAGGAUUUGAUGGCCAAGUUAGCCGUUUUGUUCAACACCCUCAAGCGGAAGAUGUCCAGCAUGGCCAAGGAUGUUCAGACGAAGGCUGCGGCCACGAAGGCAGCCCGGGCUGGGUCUUCCACAAAAGACAUUCCAAAAUUCACUGGUAAUCGCGAUUCUAGUCCCGACGUUUGCAACCAGACCAUUAUCCGGGCCGCUGAAGAAAAGAGCAAUCCAGAAGUUAAGGUCCAACACCGGGACCUAUCCAUAGAAGCGGAAGCAGAGGAAGAGGAGCCCUGGCGCAAAAAGGAGGAAGACGUUUGCAGUCGCGAGGAGGAAAAAGUGGAGAUGGAUAUUUGCAAAGCGGCUCGCAAGAUGAGGGAAGCGGCGUUAGGUGCUUGCCAACCCAAAGAAGAUCCCUGCCCCUCCAAGAAGGAGGAAAAGGAAGAGGAUCCCUGCAAGCCAGAUCCUUGUUCCAUGAAAUCUCGCAAAGAUGACUCUUGCGAUUCAAAAGAAAAAGAUCCCUGCGAAUCGGACGGCGACUCGAAGGGUGACUCGAAAGGCGACUCAGAUACAGAUGAGAAGGAGCCUCCCCAACAGAUCUAUAUAAACUUGGCCGAAUGCAGUAAGGCAUUCGAGGCCAAAAAAGCAGCUCAGGCAGCCAAAAACGCGCCUCCGCCGAAACCCGCAGCUCCGCCAAAGGAUGAUAAGGGCCAGGAUCCGAAAAAACCUCCCACUAAAGCUUCGCUAUCACAUGAUGUUAAGGGCGUUGAUCAAAACACAAUUUCGGGUGGUACCUAUUUCCAACCCCAAGAAUGUCCCAAGCAAGUGGACGAAACGUUCAUUAAGGGCAUGACCGAGUCCUUCACGGAUCCCCAUCCAAUCGUAGAAUUGCUUAAGUCGAAGCCAGUAGAGCAACUGACAGAUAGUAAGCCAAACCUAUCCACCACCUUAAAGAUGGCAGAUGAAAAACCGAUAACCGUGUAUCCUCGGCUGGAGAUCUCACCUAAGGCCGAGAAGAAAAUCCCGCCGGAAAUAGAGGGAGAUGAUACAACGAAUCCUAAUAACGAUCUUACUAAUACGGUUAUCAAGAUGGCUCCGGAAGCUAAUCCCUUCUUGGACGAAACACCUGUCCGGGUGAAUAAUUUGGAGGCUAAGAAGGUGGCUCGCAUCGAGGCCCUGGAAGCGGCUUACAAGUCGGCCAAGGAGCAGGCACAUCGGGCUCUCGCGGAAGCCUCCAAGGCCGUGACUGCAGCCAGCAAGCUGGCCAAGAGAGCACAAUCGGAAUCCGGGGAUAUGACCCCCAGCGACAAGGAGGCUCUGGCCAUGGCCGAGAAGCAUGCCUUGUUGGCCAAACUCCUGGCCACUCGUGCCGUUAGCUUGAAGGAUGACAUUGGCAAGGUCCUGCGGGAACUCAAAAAAAAAUCAUAGUCCCUGCCGCUAGUUUUUUCACAAAUUUUUUACCAUGUUUCUUGUUCGAUAUUUUUGUAUUAAAUUUCUUGUUGCAUUUUAACUGUGAAA
This is a messenger RNA of Drosophila ananassae, 2367 nucleotides long. RefSeq names its product nucleolar protein dao-5. The record is from RefSeq and is a predicted model, not a curated record. Gene Ontology annotation, biological process: proton motive force-driven ATP synthesis. Gene Ontology annotation, molecular function: proton transmembrane transporter activity. NCBI's taxonomy places the organism in Eukaryota, Metazoa, Arthropoda, Insecta, Diptera, Drosophilidae. The transcript is spliced from 2 exons. The coding region runs from base 127 to 2277 and encodes 716 amino acids.